This is a messenger RNA of Paramecium tetraurelia, 1329 nucleotides long. RefSeq lists its product as uncharacterized. The transcript has a single exon. The record is from RefSeq and is a predicted model, not a curated record. Lineage: Eukaryota; Ciliophora; Oligohymenophorea; Peniculida; Parameciidae. Gene Ontology annotation, molecular function: protein binding.
AUGAAAAUGCUCUAAAAGGAGAGAGUUUCUGAUUCUCAAAAAUUUCUUUCAAACUAUUAAUAUCAACAUAGCUAUAGCGAAUACAUUUUUUUGUAAGGUAAUUUAGAACUUUUUGAUAAGCAAUGGAAACUAAAUGCUGUGAGAAAUGACAUUAAGAAUAUUACAAAUAUACUUCAAUAAAUAGUCUAGCAUAACUUUAAUAAAAUUAAUUAUUCAGCAAAUGUUUCCAAAGAAAAUAUAGAUAUACUUAUUAAGAAAGUAUCAAAUUAGGAGAAUAUUAUCAAUUUUUUUAGAUUUCUAAUUAAACUUACAAGUUUAGAUGACAGAUUUAUCUAAAGUGGAUCGAAUUCUCUUCAUUUACUAGUUGAAAUGAAGGUUGACUUGAGGGGAUAAUCGUUUAUAAAUAUUAGAAUUAGAAAUACUUCACUCUAUGGAGCAAACUUAGUGAGAUGUGACUUAAGUCUAUCUGAAUUUGAUAAUGUCAUUAUAAGUGGAAUGAAUUUGAACGGAGCCAAAUUAUUUAAUUGCAAGUGGAGGAACUUAGGUUUACAUGAGGGAAUUGAGUUAAAUGGUCAUGAGGGUGAAAUCAAUUAAGUUUGCUUUUCUUCAGAUGGUAAGUCACUAGCUUCUUGUAGUGAUGAUACCACAAUUAGGUUAUGGGAUGUAAAAACAGGAAAAAUAAGGACUGUACUAAAAGGAGAAAGUGAGGUAAGUUCUGUAUGUUUUUCAUUUAAUGGUACUAUAUUAGCUUCGAGGUGUGGCAAAUAUGUGUAUUUAUGGAAUCUUAAAACUGAAAAAUAUAUAUGGAAGUUAAAUGGUCAUUCAAGUACAAAAUUUUAAGUUUGUUUCUCUCCUGAUAGUACUAUAUUAGCAUUUGAUAAUGGUAAUAAUUCUAUCUGUUUAUGGGAUGUUAAGACAGGAUAAUAAAAAGCCAAAUUAGAUGGUCAUUCAAAUACUUGUUAAGUUUGUUUUUCUCCUAAUGGUACUACAUUAGCAUCUGGUAAUGAUGAUAACUCUAUCUAUUUAUGGGAUGUUAAGACAGGAUAAUAAAAAGCCAAAUUAGAUGGUCAUUCAAGUCAAGUUUAUUCAGUCUGUUUCUCUCCUGAUGGAACUAUAUUAGCAUCUGGUAGUAACGAUUAGUCUAUCCGCUUAUGGGAUGUUAAGACAGGAUAAGAAAAAGCAAAAUUAGAUGGUCAUUCAUUUCAGGUUAAAUCUAUCUGUUUCUCUCCAGAUGGUAGUACACUAGCAUCUGGUAGUUAUGGUGAUUCUAUUCGUUUAUGGGAUAUCUAGACAGGAAAAAAAAAGCCAAAUUUUCUGAUCAACUCAUGA